Messenger RNA from Amoebophrya sp. A120, 18509 nucleotides. NCBI's taxonomy places the organism in Eukaryota, Dinophyceae, Syndiniales, Amoebophryaceae. The record is from the annotation of a GenBank genome assembly.
CAGAAACAGUAGCAAAAUGAAAGUUGCCUAGUAUUGUAUGUGUUUGCUUUCUCUUAUCGGUACAAAUCGUCCAGCCAAGGCCAAAGGCCCUUGCGCCGACAGAUGCGUACCCAAACGGACGACAAGCAUAUGAAGAGCACGGGAUGAAAGAUCCGCCUCGCCUUCGCAGCACAACCAAGACGAGAGAACGAGAAGACCAAGAUUUGUGCUCGGGUAAAAAAAUAACGGAGGACGACUCUGAAAGUAUGGUGAAGCGCCCGGUCGGAAACUACAUUUGCGAGCCGUGUUGUUAUAGAGGGGCAAAGAAAUAUGCUCGUAACAGACAAAGUGGAUACGCAUACUGUCAGCGAGUGAAUGAAUACAAAUUCGCGAGGACCACGAAAGGGUCGGCUUUGAUGUCGCCCAUGGCCGUCCGGUAUUUGUAUUUUUGCUUUUGCUACCACUACCUGCGCGCGAACACUGGUGUGGUCGUCGGGAAGAACAUACAUACUGCAGAGCAUGAACAAGAACCACCAGAGCCACGCAAGCACUACGACGACAAGGUUGCUGGUCUUUAUCGCAAGCGCACGUCGGCACAAGCCGAAGCCUCACCGCUGACAACGACCACUGCUGCAGGACAUAUCAAAUACGAAGAGCAGGAAGCGCAGGAGCUUGAUCAUGAUGAUCUGCCGCAAGCAGCACACGACGGCGGCUCAAGCCUUCUCGCUAGGCAGGCGUCAGAAGUCGCCGCCCGUGGACCAGGAGGACGGCAGGAGCAGGAUCUUCCUUCGACGCCCGGCGUUAGCCUGGUGGAGCACACUUUUGCAAUGAGACAGCACGAGCUCGAGAACGCGGCUUUAUUGCAGCGGUCGGGAGAAAAUAGUAACGAAACAAUGACGGUAGGGCCUGGACCUGCUCUCUCGAACACGGGCACCAUACCAGCAACAAGCGCGCUGGAGAAGACAGCAACCGGGAAGAUCUCGACUUCGAAAAAGGUCGGUCACCACUCUAUAACUCGCUUCGGUGUGCCAAACAAUCUCAGCUGUGAAAAUGAAUUCAGGAACUUUGUCUUGCAUUUUUAAAUGCACGAGCAAGUAGAUAACCGAGCCUGUAAGACUAAGACUCAUGCAGAGCCUGAGCCACGCUUGAUCAUGUUUUGCUUUUGUUUAUCCAAGACAUCAAAUCACAAGAGAUUCUAGCGCAAGAAUAGAUUUUUGGGGGGCUCCGGAAGAUGCCACCACGCGCAAUGCCUUUAAGGGGGUGCAGACAUCACUGCCUCCACCUUUUGUGUCGCAAAUCUCUGGCUGCGGCUUCAUUUUUACACUUGGAAUUGUAGUCAGUUAUUCUGAGUAAAGACGCUCCGACCCAUGGGAACUCUGUUCGCGCAUGACAAAUCUGGGCUUGCGGUGUAGUCGUGUUUAGCUAGUGACGCAGCCGCGUCGCAAAUCCAGCAAAUUCUCACUCUGGCUUGACAAGCUGCGAAAUACCAUUACUUUACAAAAUGCAUCUCAUAGGGCUGCGCAUGAGAAACUUUUUAGGUCGGUAGAUUUGCAUUUGCAGGACAAUACUGGGGAGGGCACGUUUUUACUCAGGACAGCAGCCCUUUGCGAGUUAUACAGUUGAUGAUCGAGGAGGAGCGCCUCGCUUUAUUUGGGAUUGAUUUUGCGGAAGUGAUAUCCAAGAAAAACAAAAAGACGCAAAAGAUACUGUCACUCUGGACAAGCAAGGCAUAAGUACCUACGCAUGGGCAGUUCGUUGUUUUCCGCUUGUCAUGCUGGGGCCCAUGAUUCGAGUGCAGCUGCGCUUUCGCAGUCGCACGCUAUCAAUCUGCGCAUGACAAGUCUUUGCUGUCAUGCGAGACACUACAUUUCUAGGGCGGAGUCGCGCAGUCCUUUUUGAAUACCAAUACGCCCGACAGAUUUAUCGAGUUUGAGUCCUAUCUUCAAUUCAAUGGCUCAUUGUCAUUCCGUUCCCCGAAAAACAAAAAGGGUCCCUAGAAAUAAGUGAGUAUUUAUCUGAGUACUUAUCUACUUAUCCUUAUAUUUGCAUCAACAUAUAUUAAGUGUAUAGUAUACACAGUUCUUUUUUUUCGUGGAUAAGCGAUGAAAACGAUCCAGGACCUGCAAGGCGUCAUCUCCAGGAUGUGCGAAAACGUUAUGUCUCACUUACUGGCGUUAUCUAUUGAAAUUUGUCUGGGUCUCGGGGGCCUGGAAGACUGCAGGUUUUUGCCAUGCUAUUUAUUUUGCAUGACGCAAUUAAGUUAAUGUUAAAGCGUGCUUUAGUAUAAUACGGCGUAAAGCUUUCACAGGUUCUAAGAAGGUCUCUCAAUGCCUAAUCGUAAUGAGCAGGGCAACCCCGCCUUUCGCUAGCAAGAAGCGAGGAAAUUUUGCUGUGCAUGCAUAACGGAGCUGGAUGCUAACCGAAAAAUCUUUUGGAGAUCUUGCCCUGUCAAGGCAUUGAUCGUAAAGUGGAUGACAAAAAUGGUCGAGAUGUAAAAUGGUUCACGCUGCAUGACAGAUUUUUGCGUGAUCUGAGUAGAUGCGCGUUGCGAGUUUUAACUCUUCUUGAUGCAGACAUAUUUCCAAUGCAUGGGCGUCCCUGGCGGACUACUUCAUACCGGACGAACGCUAUCGCAAGAACAAACUGCUUCACUGUAAAAUCGUGCUGCACAGAUGAAUCAUGGAAAGCGGAAGUGUUUGUCUUACUUCUACACAUGCAAGAAAGUGGCCGUGAUACAUAUCCCUUAGGAAGAACGCGUGGCAACUUUUCUUCUUCAUCAUGUAUGCAGUCCCUAGGUGGGUGGGUCAUGGACUAGAGUGGGGCAAAAUAUAUUAGCGUCAAAAAUCUGCAUUGUAGUCGUAUCCUAGCGUGUCCAGCGCGAGUAUUCUGCGUUUCCUUGCGUUGAAUAUCUAGUAUGUUUUACAAGCUCCAGAGAAAAUGAAACAAACCUAGGCCUGGCAACUGUGGAGAAUAUAUCUGCAGGACCUACCGUAGGCAUUGAUCUACACGUAAGUCCACCCGAGGCCUCACACAGCAGAAGAAAAAAACAAGCGCAGAAAAGAGCAGCGAAAAAGAACAAGCGUCGCAGUGAAUGUGUGUCCCUGAUGGAGUUUGUGUGUGGCGAGUGACUUCCCAGGGGCGCAGCGUGGUUUUUGUAAAGCGACGCGCUAUGUGCGUAAAAGAGGCGGCAGGAUUGCAUUGAGUGAAACAGAGACGCGAAGCGCAUGCCCUGCAUGCGAGGGAGCCCGUUUCUCUUACACGCUACUUUUUGCCAGAUAUUUUAGUGCGGAGCCGGCGCUCUCUGCGCAUGGGCGCGCGCGAAACAGAAGCGCGGCAGCGGAGCUGCGCGGUAAGCUUGCAAAAAAGUAAGGGCGCGCGCUUUUACUCGAGAUCCAAAAGGAGCGCCACACGGCUUAAGCGAGAAGCCGAAGCAUGGGAAGCAGAAAAAAACGGGCACCGUGCUGGCUCUCACACAAGCGCAGAAUUAAGCGGGGCAGCAAAGGUGGGGGCCCCUUUCGGACACAGGGGAAACAAACGGCGGGCACUCACGCGGGCGCUUACAGGACUAACUACAGCGAGUGAAAGUAAACAACUGGCCCCGGUGCGGGCCCGCGCACUCACACAACCAGAACCACCAACGUGGCGCCCGCCUGUGCUGGUGGAUGCUGGUGCGGAGAGUGGGAGCGGGCAACCACACCAGACAGCGCGCAACGCAGCCAGAACAGCGCGGCGCCACCCUGCUCUAGCGGCCGGCACGGGGGGGAGGAGCUUGGGGGGGCGCCCACAGGCAGCGGCCGCGGUUUCGGGGUGCGCUGACGGCGCUGCCGCGAUGGCCCCGGUCGGAGACGCGGGCGCCUGCCAAUGCGGGGGCCUGCCUGCCAAAUAAUAGGUAGCAACACGCGGCCGGAGCAGGCUCGCACCCGCUGGGGAACCCGGCCGCCCCAGCGAUGCCGCGCGCGCGCCCAGGGACCCCCACAGGCAAGACGGCGCGGGGCUGUUAGAGGCUUCCCUCUGUGUCUUUCGUGCCUCCGCCGGCACACAUCAAGAGCAAGCAUGCCGCGCGCCGCUCCGCCAUGGGGCGUCCGUUGGCUCGUUUGCGCGGUCAUGCCGCUAACCGCCAACAAAGCAAAGCCGAUGACCGGCAUUCCUGCCGAAAAUGUCCCGAGAUAGAACGAAGAAGGCGCGCGAAAAGCUGGCAAAGCAGAGGCAGGGAAGCAGUAUUGCUCGGCGCCCUACGCUCGGCGGCCUGCGGUCAUUGUCCCCACCUAGGGCACCCCGUAGCGCCGCAGUGAGUGUCCUAGCGUGUCAAAACGCUAAUUAUAAUUAGUGUCGCAAAGUCCCGCCAGGCCCGGACUAGAGCGGGCCAUGAGGAAAACACACACACAGGGGCGCGCUGUCCAAAUUUUGCGGCCCACGCUAGGCCGUGCCGAAAAUCCAGGGAGGGCACCCACUGCAACGCGUCCUAGCCUGGCGCAUCAGCAUCGGACCAGCCUCGGUCUAGACCGGCCGCGGCCAGGCUAGGAUAGAUUUCGCGUGUGUGCAGAAUCCUCAUAGUGAGGAUCCGCAUGUAUGCAAUGUUUGCCAGUCUUGCAGAACCCUCACAGUGAGACACUUUUUUCGUAGGAUCAAAGCGUGCAGGAGUACGGAGGAAAAAACGUGUGCAGUGAGGUGAUAGACAUGCUCUGGUGGAAAUGUUCCUGGAUGUCUGGAUGAUUGCAAGAGUUGCUAUGCUCGACUCGCAUGACUCUCAAGUCUGGCAUGCACGUUACCCAAAACCUAAACCGCUACCCUACGUUGCCGUCGUGCAGAAACAAAGAAACGCAGCUCGUCUCGCAGGACGUACACAACGCCUCCACUUACUAGUACCUCAGAAACUUGUAAUGCUGGGCCAGCCAUUGUUUGCGGCGCCCUCCUGAUUUCCCAAGCAGCAUCAGAAGUUUCCAGACCCAGAUAUCUUUCUUGCAUGUGAUCAGAACAGAAUAGUUUUGUAGUGUACUUAUAUUGUUUUUGAUGCUAUGCGUUGCAAAUUAAUACGGAUGUCUGGAACGAUCCAGCUCGUCACACGCAAUCUCAUCCACAAAGAGAUCCUGUCGUCCAUACCUGGCAUCACGAGCUCGGAGACCCAGAUACAUUUUCAAUGCAUAUUUUUUGCAGUGCCACAAAUUGAAAUUUCAUUUGUUUGCUCUCGGCAGGUGAAAAAAUGUGUCAUGCGCGGCCGCUACAAGCUCUCACGAAAUAGAGUAAAGGCUCUACUGAUGGACAUUCGGCAUGAUAAGCUUAAGCACAAGGGUUCAAACAGUGCUGCCUGGUUCGUCGGCAGCUUGCUCAAAGUCAGAGGUACGUGGUGAAUCCGUGCACCUGCACUUACUUAAAAAUCUUCCAACAAUGCAUCUUGAGUUUUUUCCUUCGAUACGGAGUAUUCAAGAGAAAAAAGGAGUAUGCUUAAGUGUAUCUUGGUUGGAGGAAUUUACUUUACAAAUUUGCAAGAACCGUGGCGUGACCACAGCAAACUGCACGUGUGAAGCGCAGAUAGUAAAUACUUACCUUACGUAAAUAUGUGCUUGUUGAAUUAUAGACGCUAUAAUUUACCACAUGACCAGCGUAACAGACGCAACCGUCUUGCAUGUCGCGUGUCGACAUGACAAGGUUACACUAUGCAAUCCUUUUUUUUUUUGAUAAGGAGGCCAAGAAAUCUAUUGCGGAGUUCUUGAACCUAUGCAUUGCAAAUAUGUCAAGCGGUUAGGAUUUGUCAUGAAGGGCAACAAGAUCUGUAAUGCAUUAAUAGGAUUGGGCAGUUUUUCUUUUUUUUGUCAUAAUGAGUGUCAAUUUGUCUCGCGUUUGAUGAAUGAUAAUGAAUGCGCGACAACAGCAUCAUUGCGCAGGAACAGCAAGAACUUUUUCGUGACUUAAUGAAUACGUGAUGAAGAUAAACUUCUGACGCUAUUAUGCCGUACUAGGGGAUGCUCUGCGCUGCGAGUAUUACCAAAAAAAGUUUCCAAACCCAAACAUACACAGAUUUGCCAUGCAUAGAGCCGGAACCUGUCGACCUUGCUGGCGAGUGGCGCCGAAAUAUGAAAGCGCCAGGUCGGAUAUGCAAAUCAACGUGCGACUCGUCACGCUUUCCCUUUACUAUAUUCUAAUUCUUAUGGACAACGGCAAAAUUCAUUAAAAUUCUUAUGGACAACUCACGCUAAGUAGCCGCCCCCUUACAAAACUCCUUAAAAAGUAGGAGGGGGCGCAAAUCGAUAGGGCCCUUUGGAUUCGUUUUUGCGCCGAUGAUGUGUUGCAUUUUUCUGAGUGUGUUGGCGCAAAUUUUUGGCAAAGAGAAAACCGCGCCCAUAGCCUGGAGCUCUAUGGCGAAAAGUUUUAGGGCGAUCUUUUGAAGAGGCGAAAGCUUUGUGGGGCGUCGGCAUUCUUAAGGGCGUUGCUAAGUCGAUCCCAAGGGAAUUUCUAAAAAGGGGCCGAUAGGCCUCCUCGCGCGAUUUUGCCAGGAGACAGGGCGGGGGAGCUACUUUCUUAUGUUUUUACAAAAAUGCCCGCACUUGGUCCCCUCCCGGACGAAGAAAGCGCGACCCCGGCAUAACAAUAAACAAAAGUGGCCAGCUUUGGCCUCUUCUGGGAAGGCCAGCCCAGGCCCGGAAAAAACUCUCCGGACAGCACGCCCGUGCGUCGUGCUUUGUCGUUUCCCGGAAGUCCGAGACGCGGAAGAAGACACGGGCGCGCUUUUCGCUAGUAGAAAAGUGGCCCACUUUGGUCUGCUCUGGAGGGCCCAGUAGAGCCCAGAAAGGCGAAAAAGCCCGCGGCAUCGAAAGUGGCCACAACUUUUCGCCCCCCACCCUCCGUGGGCCCGACCCGUUAGAAGUGGCGGGCGCGGCCCGAUUCUUUGUUCAAAGAAAGCGCGUGGAAAACUUUGGCCUUUUCUGGAGGGGCUUGCUUCCGAAGGCGCCAAAAAGUAGCUCGGCUGUGCACUAUAAUGUUGCCCUUGUUCGUUUCUUGCGGACGGGCCAACGCGGGAAGAACAAGAAGCCAGACGUCGGACCUGCUCCUUUUCUUGUUAGCCCUUCAGCGUGGAAAGUCCGCGAAAAAAGCAACUUUCUUCGUUUUCGUGUGGGGAGGCGCUUUCCAAUGGCACAGCCACGUUGGUGUGCGCCGACCCCUCCCGGGGGAGGGAGGGUCUCGCCAGCCGGCGGCGGCGCUUCGCGAUCUCUUCCGCCCGCGUCGCCCAUGGUCCCCUCGCUUUUUUUCGCGUCCCGCCGGGGGACGCGGAGCCGCCGCCCAAUCUAGAAAAGCGCCGCGACUGUUGGCCCGAAAAGCGGGACGCGCAGAGCAAGGGUGAAACCAAUGGCUUGGGUCCGCGUGACUACUCCUCGAAUCGGUGGCCUGACCAUCUGCGGAGAAACGCACCCACAUCAGGUUGCGUAGAAGUCGUGGCUGCUGUCGAUUUAGCGUCACAAGAGAGAUGAGUUUCAACUUUCUCGAUUUGCAACCUGGCGCUUCCAUAAGAAAUCGUCAUUCAGUUUGUGCCAGGGCUCACCAUGGUUUUCUCGAAAUUGUUUUACUUCGGUUUCUAUUCCUUGCAAACUACAUGUCUGGGUCUGGAUUUAUAAUGCGAGAGCUAUAGGACAAGAAGAUCUGUAUGGCAUGCAUACAAUUCACCGUUUUUUUGUAGUGUUGGAAGCCAAUUUGUCAUGCGUUUUACGAAUGAGGUUGCGUCUGCGAUAAGCCUCGCGGAUACUUUCUAUUCCUGAUAUGCCGCGCAAGUGGCUACUCUGCGUUGCGAGUAUCAGCAACACAAGUUUUCAAACGUCCAGGCAUACUUGCAGUCGAUAGUUUCGGUAAAGUGAUCCAGAGAAUGAUCGACCCGAUUCUCGAUGUGAUCAUUGCAGUUAUCAGGUACGUAUCAAAUGUAAAAAGGUCUGGGUCUGGAAGAUUCUGAGACUUGUCAUGCAUGUUUUGCAUUGGCCAUGAUGUCUGUGAUGCAUGCCCUAGCAUCACAGAUUUUUUGAGGGCUUCGCGAUGCCUACUCCGCAUGACAAAUGCCCUAUCCGCAUAGCAAAAAUUGCAUUCCCUUUGCUGCUCAUGCAAUACAGAUUUUUUUGGAAUCCAAAUUCAGCAUCACAAGUUGCAUUCUUCCAGACCCAGACACUUUUACACUCGAUAGUACGUAUCCAUUGCAAGUACAGUAUGUCUGGGUCUGGAAGAGGAAGGAUGCAGCUUGUCGCAAGAAGUCUCCAUCGCAAGAGCGUCUGCGUUGCAUGAACCUCAAAAGUUGUCCACCUCUUACUAGGACAAAGGCGGAAUAAUUCUCAUGCGGGAUACAUACGCAUCAAGAAGGUCCCGCAAAAUUUGUGCUGCUUUUGCGUGCAUCCCAGACCAUACGCUUGGUCCGAGCGCGAGAUGCGUGACAAAUCUUGAUCUUCGUCUUCCAUUCUUAUUCCGGACCCAGGCAUGUUUGCAGUUUAUAGCACGAUGCUCUGCCGACGCUUUUCCGCAUGGGGCUCAAGCUUUUUUGCGGUUAUAUUUGGAAGUUCGUCAAAGAAAAAGUCGACCAGCUUAGAGAGAUGAUUCCCGAUUGGGACGACGUGACAGAAAUGGCAAGCGACGCCGCUGAGGCCGUCGCAGAGAAGUUGGGGGACGCCGCCAAGUUCGCAAAAGAUGCGAUUAACGAUUUUUUUUUUGGUGGCGAAAAUGGAAAAAGUAGCACGUCUUUCUUGUCCGGUGCUGAAGAUCAAGAUCGGGAUGAAUAUGAAUGGCCGGGGUCACCUUCGUUACAUGUCGUCUCCCAGUCACCUGGCGAGGACGAUGUAAGUAUGUUUCGUCGGCCAAAUAAGAACCCGCCUGCGACGCCGACGCACAACUUUUUACAAGUCUCGAUGCGCCUUGCCGUCAUGCGUGCGAAAACUGAUCCGCACCUGCGGGAUCGUAUCCUACAGAAAGGCACAUGUAUACAAAAACCAGGAGAAAAUACAAAUUCAAAUUUUCUUUAAGAAAAUCAAACUUUGCUCUGGGUUCUGACUGUUUUUUGCUGCUCAGCAUGACAAAGCUUUUUGCUAGCGUGCUAAUCGCGAAAACGCCUUCUCUCAGGUUUUCCGCAUUACGGAGUUCUCCGCUUGCGCCAUCAAGUUAGCAGCGCUAAAUCUAGGAAUGAGAUGCAUCUUGUGAAGUGUAGUAGCCAACCAUGCGCACGACGCGCAGGUAAAUUUGAUAUAAUAUGAGCCCGAGCGGGGGCCCACUGGGCUCGUUAUUGUCGGGCCCGUCUCCGUGAUCGGUUCCGCUUUCAAACUCGAAAAAGCUGCGGGCCCUGCUGGGGCCCGCGCCAGCCCGCCGGCUGCGCUUUUAAAUGCGAAAAAGCCGCGGCCGCUGGCCUUUCGGAGGCCCGCGCUAGGACGCUUGGCUGCGUUUCUUUUUCGGGCGUCGCCUUGCGUUCGAAGCCCGGAGCGGUUGGUCUCUUGGCUGGUGGUGAAGGGUUCGGCCUUGGUCGCCGAAUAAUUCGCGUCCCUCUCCUUGUGUGUCAUGUGCAAAACUACCAAAAAAAGCACAGGGUGGCCCGAGGCAAAGAGAACCGCUCUCGUCACCCUGCCAGACGCAACGCCAGGAAGCCGCAGCCUAGAGGUUGUCCGUGUGGGCGUUUUGGCUUGCGUGAGCAGACUAGAAAAAUCAUGGGCCGGAAACGAAUAACGCGCGCGGAUGGAGUGCAGUUACUUAUCUCAACCACGCCGGAAAGUGUAGUCAGCGCGGGGACGCCAGCCCCCAGCGCUGAGAGUUAGGAAUGUGCCUGUCUGCGUUGGCCCUCUCAGGGCAGUGGGCUUGGUGUUUGGGGUUUAGGGUCGUCGAGCAGGGCAGCCGCCGGCCGGCGGCGGCAGGCUGCCUUGCCCCCGGUGAUUCUCUGGCCGACGCCCCCCUCCCCAUGCGCGCCCUCUGUUCCGUUUGUUUUGUGGCCAUGCGCCGACUCGCCCGCCCCCGGGCUUGCCUGGCGUUUUUUCUCACCGGCCCAAGCGCCACCCCCCACCCUAUGGGCAUCGCCCAACCAUGCUGGUGGUCCGCAUGAUGUUGGUUGUUGAGAUGGGUGGCCUUUGAGAUUUUUUCGGUCGGACGGAGCUGCUGGGACUUUUCGGGCCGCUGGCCCCGUCGAGGUGUUAUGUUUAGAUUAGGGAACUGAAACGAGUCCUCUGCGCCAUCCGAAUAAAACCGCUACCGCCCGCCAUGCUUCCUUGUGCCCGCACGCGGGCGACUCGGGGGCGCACUGGACUCGCUUUCGCUGGUUUCGGGCCCUUCGUCCCGGCGCAUUGGACUCGUUGAACCGAAGAGCCCCGGACAAUCUCCUGAGGAAGCUGCGAAGCAGACCAGCAGGCUCCUCAGGAAGCUGCUAAAGAGGUCUCAGCGAGCUUCCGAGGAGGCGCUCCUAAGCUAAGGAGCCCGUAGCAAGCUCCUUAAGAGCCUUCUUCCUGAGAGCCUCUCAGCGCGCCGCUGUAUGUUACAAAGUGGCAGCUUAGUGAAAAAUCUUCAUCAGGCGGCCGACCAUAAAGCAACUUUCUCGUAAUGGCAGCACUUAGGCAGCUUCUUAAGCGCCAACUCCUUAAGAUGCCACUCGGCAGCAAAUCGAUUGUCUUAGGACAUUCCUGCGCCGUCGCUAUUGUGCUGCCUUAUGUAGAAAAAGAACCAGCAGCACAGAGCUACUUUUCUUCCACACAUGCCCUAUGGCGAGUAUGUAUAUAUUUCUGCAGGAUAGACCGGCUGGCGCGGAUCAAAGCCCCCGAUCUGGACGUGCGAGAGGCGUAUACCCACCGGCAUGCCGAAGCCCGCGCUGCACUGUAUAACCUGCUCAGGUGUUACAAUCUCAAGCGUUACAGUAUGCAGCGAAUUCUGGGUGUGUCCUGCGUGAACAGCAUGAGGAACACACAGCGCCCGGCGCUUUUUGCAAUACUAUCUAAUGUUUUUUACAAAUGCCGGCCCCAGGUCCUACUUCCAACUCCUAGUCGGGUUUGGAGCUCGACAAGUUGUAAUGCGUAUAUCCGUUAGACUUAGAGCAAGAGCCGGCCAGAUCGUGAAUCUUUUGAUUUGCGUCACAAAUCUCCGGAGGAGCGGUCCUGUUAACAUCACAACCCUCCACUUUUGCCUAUACAACGUUUGAGAUCGUAACACUAACACCUGAGCGGGUUAUAAACUUGCGACUGUUGGUCUCAAUGUAGAGUUCUUCCAUGAAGAUGAAGCUGCAGAGGACCAAGAGCAAGCUGGCGAAGACGGCCAGAACCCAAAUCAGUAUCAUACCAGCAAGACGAGAGGAAGCAAAGGACGCGACAGCGACCUGCGACGUCAGAAGCGCAGAAUGUGGUCUAGCCGCACUUCCUCCUUCUCAUUUCUGCAACAGGAAGAACGUCGCAACUCCGACAGGCACAGCAACCUACAAGACCUAAAUGAUUUGGACAAGCAACUCGAUAGAGAAGGCAAGAUGCCAACGCUCAAGUCCAUCGAAUCCAUGGGGCAACCCACCGAACAGGAACUGCAGCACUUCCGGAAUAUGGCAGAGGAACGGAUGGAAGAGGAAAUAAAAAAAUUAGAGGACCAAUUAAAGCACGAGACCAACGAAAGCAACAAAAAAGAGAUUAGCGAACGCAUUACACAGAAGAAAAGUGAUAACACGGCUCGCCUCAAAAAACUUGAGCCCGAACAUUUUCAGAAAACGCGAAAGCAUAACGCAAAGCUCGCCAAUGAAGACAUGGAAAAGAGCACAGCGCUGUACGGUGAAAAAGAAGCUUUGGGGACAAGAAAAGCUUUUCGUUUUGGCGCGCCAAGUAUCAAAAUGGCUGCAGCCCGCGCGGCAAUCGGAAAGAUGAAGAAAAAUUUGGCGCAUUUCUCGGAGAAGGCUGUGAAACACGUGCCAGCACCGGUGCGGGCGGCAGGCAGAAGACUGAGCCAGGUUGUCGGGAUGGCCAAGAAAGGACUCAAGAAGCUACUCGAUGUUGCCGGGCGUUAUGGCAAAAAAUUGAUGAACAAAGUGAGAAAGUGGUGGAACGAGGUGAAGCAGAGACUAUUCAAAGGAAUCUUCUUGAAAAAAGCCAUUGAGAUUUUCCUCCUCUUCACGUUCGAUAACUUGAUAAAUCUGAUGGUGGCGCGGCUGGGCGACGUACUUUACCUCGUGCUGGAUCCGCUGCUCAAAUUUUCGCCUUCGGGUCUCUCUCCACAAGCUUUCAUCGAUGGCCUUCUGGCCCACGCGCCCGCAGUUCUGAGGUUUCAACUGCACCUCCUCGCGAAGACACUUCUACAGAAAGUACUUGGACGGUUUUUUGGUCUUGGGCCCGAAGGACAAAAUCAGGCAGAUGAAGGAUCUGCCGACCAAGAAAAGAAUCGUCCGGCAGGAGGUGGUGGGGAGGACACAAGUAGCGACGACGGAAUCGAUAUUGUGAGUAAAAUCUUCGUCCCCACCUCAGUCAAGACGAGAACUUUACAGCAGAGAUCGUAAAGUUUUGGGAGUCACGCAUGAAAAGUUUGCCUCUGCAGUGGAGUCGUGUAUAGCAUGCCAAGGAGGUGCACUUGCACCUGCCUGCGUCACAAAACCGCUUCCUGAAUCUCCUAAAUAGCACAUAACAUGCUCGCACACACGACCAGAAAAACGGGGCCCAUGCGGAGACGUUGCUGGCGUGCCGAUUUGCAUGACAACGCUGGAGAGGUGGAGACGUCUUUACACACACAGGAUAGCCGAAGAAUUGAAAGCGCAGAAGAAAGCGCACCGAGACCGAGAGCGAGAGGACGAGAAAGCAAACAUAAACAAGGAGCCGGCGUCGAGCAAAAUGACAUUGUCCUUUGCGGAAGUCAUCAACUCGACGCAGCCUCUCGCUGUGUUUCUGCAGCAUCUUGAGGCGGAGUGGACCUCCAGGCCUGCGCAACAGGUGGAGACGCAGGAAGUAGAAGAGAUGGAACACUACCAGCAGCAAGCGAGGCCCCCGCCCAGCACGAGUUACAUCUUCAGGGCGGACGAUGCAAACGCUUUCGCUUUUGGCAACGCCACAGCCGCGACUCCGGGUCCUUUCACCGCGUCGCGGUUCUUCAAAACUUUCGACGGGAAGAGAAGGAGUAGGACGGCCGCCAUCGGCUCGCUUCUACAGGCAUCAGAGGCCGAUCCAGCUGCGCCUAAAACUACGCAGCAUGAGGACCCGAGAAUCAAAAAAGCUCUGGAGGUUUUUGAACUCGACGGAGGAGCGAUUGGCGUCCUCGAGAAGUUGCUUUCCUACGUUACAAGUGGAAAGUUGUCUGGCAUGGUGGUUAAGGCCGUGAAGAUAUCCAGUGUGAAAACGUACCCACUUGAUACCCGCCCCAGACGGGUUGCCAUGUUGCAAAUACUUGCUAAGAUAGCAUAUGCGGAAAGCUUGAGCGUCUCAUGCGGCGCAAACCAGUACUUUUUGCAUUUGCUGUCCCCGUGCCCGCCUUUUCUUCUUGUGUGCUUGCUUUAUUGAUACGCUACUGAUUCGGGGGGGGGCGGUCGGCUGAGACAGGAAUGGCGCUGCCUCGACAAAAAGAAAAACAAAAGACCGCGCGCUUUUUUGGCCCUCCGCGCCGCCCUUAUGGUUUGGCCCAGCCUGCUCCUAGACAGGGGGGAAGGGGGAGAAAGUGCAAAAAAUCAACCUCCGCGGCAUCUGGCUAGAGCCAAAAAAGUAUUCGGCUUUGGGUUUUCGGGAUAGGGUCUGGGGUGUAGUGCGUGGCGAAACGCCAGCAGCGGGAGGCUGGCUAAAGCCAUCCGGAUCGACCCCGGAGCCCCAGACCGACUCCGGAGUCGCCCCAGGAGAAUUCAGAGGCUGCUGCUGGCUUUUAGCCAGUCCGUCGGGCGAAGCCCCGCGCCCUGUCGUGCUCGGAAUCCGAAAAAUGGCGCAAAUGACAAAAAAAAACAUAACACGGGGCGGUUGAAUUUUGCCCGUUGGCACCCCGGGGGCGGACUAUGCCCGUUUUGUGCGAUGGUGCAGAGCUGUGGCCCCCUUGCGAAGAGUCUUGCCUAUCGCCUGAGGGGCCCGCCGGCGAAGUGGGGCCACUGUGUUUGUGGAUCGUUCUCUAUUGGCCGUCACUUAUCGCGCUAGCGACAGGCUGGCUGUGGGCAGCUCGCGACGCACUGAUUGAUGCGUGCGAGGCCAAAAGCUCGACUGCCAACCAUUCCCGCACUGCUUGGGCGCCUACCCAUCCCCCGGCAGGUCCGAGCGCGCCGCGCGGAGGUGGGCCGCCCCUCAAGAAUGACGCUGGUGCGGCGGCCCUUGGGCGACAAGCCUCGCGACGUUUGGGAAGUGCCCGGGACCGAGUCCUGUGAUGCGGCCGUGCUGCCUAGUUAUGAUGCCUAAGCUCUAUGUUGCCAUGCCUGACUGCCACCAGAGUUGCUGGAUUUGUGUACUAGCGCAUGCGUUGUCCUCUUGAUGACUUUAGUACAACGAGGAGGCUUUUACACGGGAUAGAGGAAUGUGUUCAAUAGUUUAUGGAGAAUUUUCAUGCGCGCGGGAAAAGGUGCCGGCGCAGCGGUGGAAGGCGUCUCGCAGUCCCUGUCCAAAGACACCAACGCGGCACGAAUUGCUGCGAGCGCGGAUCUGACCAAGGACGAGAAAGACCUCGACAGCUCCAUGCAGACGCCGCAGCCGGGAAAAAAAGACUCGGAGUUGAACGUGGUAUCCAGCUUUGCGACAGACCUUGACGCGCCUCCCGUGGACGAAAAUGCUGCCAAGAAAGAAACGGCGCACCUGCAGCAUGGCCAUGGGCCCUCCCACGACACGAGUGAAGGCCAGCAAGAGCAUAUAGAAGUUACUCUCCUGGAAAGACCUACCGCUUCGAACACGCUGGCACAUGGGUCAUCUGAUGCUGACGCUGAAGCCGCCUGGUGGCGCAGAAGUCGGUCGGAGAUGCCGAUCCUAGUACGCAACCCGGAGAAUGGUCCAGAGGACUCAAGUGGAAACGAAACACAGCCGAUGAAUGUUCCCGAUCUUCAUCAAGCAGUGAAUUAUGACCUUCCCGUGGAUAACGACUACUACUUGGAGCACGAGGAGGAGCAAACGUUCAUUAGCAAAUCACUCCCGACUGAUCGUGGCCGCGAAGAGGAUGCUAUCGAGUACGAUGCGGCUGGUGCAGGAAGGGAGUUUGAAGCCGUGGGAUUCGGCGGGGAGCAGGAACUGCGCCUGCUGCUGGCGAGCUACCUGCACACCUACGACCGGCAGCACUAUCUUCAAGAGCGCGGCGAGCAAGAGCAUGAAAACGAAGACUUUCAUACGCAGCAUUCGUCUUUCCUCAGCAUGGCAGCUCCCGACGAGGUGGCCGCGAAUACCACAGGCGCUGCGCUUGACGCGGGGGCCAACAUGAACAAGAAGCGCGAUUUUCUCGCGUUCCCAUGGUACCGCCGCAUUGUCCCGUCGCGACCCCCAACGCUGUUGAGCGUGGAGGAAAUGUAUUUCGAAAUGUUCGAAGCGGGCCGCUAUGAGCGUAACGGGGCUCCUGCUCCUGCUGCGUCCUCCACUUUCGCGGAGCGAGUCGGGGGGCCGCCGACUGAGCGCGCUCGUCUCCUCGCUGAAAUUGCAGACGAGCAGCGGAAUCAGCUGGGGGGCCACGGCAUGGACACGGAGAACGAAAGACAAAAGCAAAACUUGAUCUACAACAGCAGCAUUUCGCACACUUACCGUUCCAGAAGAACUUCUGCGCACACUUACCCUUCGUCCAGCACGACAGUCCUCGCAGCCCGGUCCUCGUUUUUGCAGAAGCACAGGCUCGGGCUUAGCGUGGAGCAACGAAGCGCAGUGCUGGACAAGCUCGGAGACCUGUUCCGCAACGCCAUCAGUUUAGCGGGGAAUACGCUGGAAAAGAUGAAGGACACAGUGAAAAGCAUGGUGCUUAAAGCGGGCGCCGGGGCGCUUUUCACUCUCGCGCGGAACAACCUGAGAAGCAUGAUCGGUGGCCUCGCGGACAACCUCGCUACUCCGCUCUCAACGGUGAUCGUCUCCAUUCCAAUUCCGGUUCUGCAGUCGCUCCCACUUGCCGCUCUCCGGGUCGCGGCUUCCUUCAUCAUCAAGGGGGUCCUGGAGGGUUUCGUCUAUGAUGCUAUGUUCGCGGGACUGAAAAUCAUGGUGAACAACCUGUCCAGUGCGGUGCUUGGACUUCUGCACCUGGGUGAGACGAUGGCGCAUCUGGGCGGCAGCCUGCUGCAGUGGUUUAAGGACAGACUGAUCGGGCAGUCUAGCUGGUGGAAGAAGCGGACGGAGAAGAAGGCGGACAAGGACCUCGGUUCGGACACAGACAGCGACGACGACGACGAAGCGGACACCUUCCAGGAAUUGAUUCACCAGGAGAAGACGGAGUGCGAUGAAUUUAAGGCGCGCAUUAAAAAACUUCGACAAUAUUUCGCCCACGGCAAGUACGAGCACACAGGAGUAGUGGACCGCGCUCACUCUGCUAUCAGUAGCGCCGAAAAGAAGGUGAAAAAGCACGCAAUGCAAGCGAGACAGAAGAAAAAGCAACUGCACGACCUCGAAGCAAAGUUUGACCAGGACCUGAAGAGCUACGAUCAAACUCUGUCGACCUUGGUCAAAAACAUCACCGAAGACGUCACAAAACUGACACCCGGCGAAAUGAAGAAGCUGCACGGAGAAGAUAUGCUAAAGGGCAAGGAAGCAUGGGGCCUUACGCUGUGGCGACCGGGGACCAACAUCAACUGCCCUCGGGAUAAUUUCCCGAAUAUAACAUCUGACACCAGCGCCAUCAUGGGCCACAGUCAAGGCCGGCCAUACGGAAACGAGGAGCAUCUGCAAUGCCACCUCGUCCACCGGAAAGAUCUCCUGGAGGAAAAAAGCCAAGCGCUUAAAGAGCGGCGCCGAGUGAACCACGAGCGGACUCAACUGCUGCAAGAAAUUGUUCAUGAACUGAAGCAGGAAAGAAAGUGGAGCUCUGCAAAAGCUAGCGAAAUCGAUGCCAGCAUAGAAAAAGCCAACGCAAAACUAGGGAACGUGGGUGCCCGUCUUGCGGGUGGAUACAAGAACCCAGACACAGGAGAAACGGAAGAAGUGGGCAUUGAAAAGCAGAUACUGAACACAGAAGACGACUUAAAAGCGUACCCUCCGGAACCGGAGGCGAAGACUGCAGCGCGCAACUGGAGGAACAAGGUAGCGGCGAUGUCUCGAAAACUCCCACACAGGAGUGGCAAACACCCAACCCAUGGCGGCGGCUCGUCGUUUGCACAGGAGAGGCGGGACAUUAAAAAACAAGAAAAUGAAGAAGGCAGGAGCUGGCGGACUGGUGGGUAUGCCAGCAAGGAGAACGCACACGCGACCACUGAUACGGAAAGCGCCAAAACUGAAUUUGCAGAGCAACAGCAUCGGCUUCUCGCGCAGGAGUCCUUGGCAGCUGACGCCGCGGCUGAGUUUUCAGACGAGGAGGCAACCGAACGAGGAGAGGCUGUGGUUGGACCUUCCGGAGAUGUUACGUUUUCACAACUUCGGAGCGUGGCAGAUAAACCGUCCGCGGCGUCGUGGUCUCCUUCUCCUGUAGCCAGCCUCAACGGCCGCACACAGUCCUCACUGAAUGAAACUACAGCUCCGGCUGCUCUCAUGCAGUUGCGGCGCGGCCACGGCCAGGACCAGGAGGCGACUUCCCCUGAUAAGGACAAGGGGGCGCUGGGAUUUGUUUUUUCGGCGAUCGGUAAAAUCAAGGCGAAGAUCGGAGAAAUGUUUCGAACCGUUAUGAAGCACAUUACCCAGGGACCGAGCGCGCUGAAAAAGCUAGUUUAUCACAUUUGGACCUCGAUGAAGCAUUCUUUCCUGGAGUCGAUCAUCGGAGGGCUGUUGCUCAUGUUGGCGAAUGCCAUCGGGCGGGUGCUCAGCCAAGUGAUUGCCCUCAUCCCUUACGUGCGCCAAACUCCUCUUCCGGUCCUUUUCAGCCAGGCCAUUCCCACCUUGUUGAUGAUGCUGUUUACGCUGAGAGUGAUACCUAAUCCGAAACUUGCGGAGGCAUCGGCCCACGCCAACCAUGAUCAUGGUAUAGAGGGCGCCGUCGACGACGGACACGGCCACCACAAGGCGGACGGCCACAAACAUCCGAAGACGUCAUUCGUGGAGAAGACCGCCACGAACGGAGGAGGCGGCUCCCACUCCCAGAACACCCAUGGUCAUGAACACCACGGGCACAAAUGGCAUGCUGAAAAAGAAAAAGGCUCUGCACAUCACGGCCACAACGAUAAAAAGGCGGAGCCUAGUGCAGUGGCUUCAGUACCUGAUGCAGCACACGUCAGCCUAGUGCAGUGGCUUCAGGACCAAGCCGAGAGAUUGAUCGACGACUACGCGAAGCCUGCGUUUGACAUGAUUAAAAAGGCAAUGACGAAAGUUGCAAGCGAAGGCGUGAAGAAGGUGGUCCAGACCAUCAAAUACGCAUUGGCAGGGGGCAAGCGACUACUGGGGCUAGAACUCAACGAGGAAGACAAGGAAUUGCUGGGCCUAGUACUUCCCCAGAAGAGGAGUGUUGCUGGAAAAGCGAAAGGCGUUGUCAGGAAUACUAGAAGCGUUUCAAAGCGAAAGCAGCCUUAG